AUGGAUUUUUCGAAAGAGAUCUUGUAUUUGCGACGAUUUACACAAUAUGGGCUCCUGUCUGGACCCAUCCUAUUUACUCAUUACUAUGUGAUAGGCAAUGGGCGUUUACCAAAAGUCGCUGCGGUCGGUAAACCAACCUAUUGGUUGCAUACCUGGAAUGAGUUCGACCGUCAAAGAUUCAUUCUUCGUGUCUCCGAAAUCUCCGAUAGCAUGCUUAUGCAUGCCUUGAUCCACAGCAAAGACAUUGCUGUGAUCGAGGCUAAAGGGUUGAGUCCACGCGCCUUCGCCCCAACUCAGCCCGCUAUCCUACACAAUGACCCUCUAAUAGGCCCCGACCUGCCGCAGCCGUGGGGUUCAAUCCCAUUGAUCGUGCAUUUAUCGUUGCACUUUGAUAUCGGCACAACUUACAGACAAAACAUUGAGGAAUCAAAAGACGAUAAAGCUAUCUUAGCAAGACAAACAGUCUCCAGCAGUUUACACAAUUUCUUAAGUGCCGCAUCAAGGGAGGUGAAGCAGCUGGAUAUUAGCUUCGAAACUGAUCGGGGAUUCGAAGAAGAAUACCCAGCUCACUUUGGUGUCACGCUGCCCAACAUCUUAUUUUGGAAGUUGGAGACUUUAACCCUGGCGGGUUUCGCAGAUUUAUCUGGCCAGUUUGCAUACUUUCUGCGUAAACACAAAGACACUAUUGUUAGCGUCACACUAGAAAAUAUCAACUUGGGACCGGGAUCCUUGAUUACACUAUUCCGAACUCUUAGGGAGCUCAAUCUGAGAAGUACAAACUUGCAUGGCAAGUUGGAGGGAAGCAAUCGUGAGGAAAUCAUAGAUUUCAGCGAAAAUCCGUGGCUGACUAAUAAAUUUGAAGAGGUCGUUGCGUGGGAGGCCUGGAAGUUUGAAGAGUGGUGUAAUUGCAUGAUAUCCAGGCUGUAA
Messenger RNA from Metarhizium robertsii ARSEF 23, 927 nucleotides. RefSeq lists its product as uncharacterized. The transcript has a single exon. The record is from RefSeq and is a predicted model, not a curated record. Lineage: Eukaryota; Fungi; Ascomycota; Sordariomycetes; Hypocreales; Clavicipitaceae. The coding region runs from base 1 to 927 and encodes 308 amino acids.